Molecule: messenger RNA, 750 nt
Organism: Mycena indigotica
Lineage: Eukaryota; Fungi; Basidiomycota; Agaricomycetes; Agaricales; Mycenaceae
Product: Splicing factor 3a subunit 2
Exons: 4
Coding region: 1-750 (249 amino acids)
Biological process (GO): spliceosomal complex assembly
Cellular component (GO): U2-type prespliceosome; nucleus; U2 snRNP
Molecular function (GO): nucleic acid binding; zinc ion binding
Source: RefSeq, a predicted model, not a curated record
AUGCGCGUUACUGUCACGCAUCCUCUCUUGCUUCCGUCCCGAUGGAUUAUCAGGCAAGCAUUGUCAGGUCUAUAUGAAGAUUCCCUAACACUAGUCCAGAACCGUGUCGGAUCCAAGUUUGGUGGUGGAGGAGUUGCUGGGGCGAGUGAAAGCAAUGUGGAUCGACGGGAGCGACUCCGAAAGCUGGCGCUUGAGACGAUAGACCUGGCAAAGGACCCCUACAUCCUUCGCAACCACCUUGGCUCGCUUGAAUGUCGACUGUGUCUGACUCUCCACACCAACGAAGGGUCCUAUCUUGCCCACACUCAAGGGAAAAAGCAUCAGACGAACCUUGCCCGUCGCGCUGCCCGCGAUGCCAAAGACACUCAGCUCAUGGUUGCCCCCACUCAAAGCACCGUUCAACGCAAAAUAUUUCUAAAAAUUGGACGACCAGGAUACCGGGUGACCAAAAUACGCGACAGAGACUCCGGAAAAGAAGGAAUGAUGGUCCAAGUUCAUCUCCCGCAAGUCAAGCCGGGAGUGCUACCACGACGCAGAUUUAUGAGCGCUUGGGAGCAGAAACGCGAACCGCCAAAUAAGGCCUACCAGUAUCUCAUUGUUGCUGCUGAACCCUACGAAACAAUUGCUUUCCGAAUUCCAGCUCGUGAAAUCGAGGAUGAGAGUGACGACGCUGGUUACUGGAACUGGUCUCAUUGGGACGCCGACACGAAGCAGUAUAGCUUCCAAUUCAUGUAUCGUCUCAACGUAUGA